GAGACACAUCGGAUCACGACAGAACGCGCGGAGCCAGCGGCCUGUAACAGAUGCACGUCGUCCGAGAAUAAAGGGAUCAAGCCGGAUAUGAUCUGCGGCGCCGCUCGCUGCUGCUGCUGAAGCCUCUCGUCGCGCCGCCCGGGCCGCUUCCUGGACCUCCUCCGACCCUCGGUGACAGCGGCUCGGCGUCAGGGCACGGCGGAGCGGAGCGGGGAGGCACAGCCCGGAUCCUCGGAGUAGACCCCCUCCCUCCCUGCUGCCUUCCCCCGGCAGGCUGAGCUCAGCCCAGCGCGGCUCGGUGGCUCCGUCCGCGGACCGAAGCGCUGCCGCUCCGAGACGCUCCACUGCUAGCGCGGCUAGCUCGCCCCAGCUAGCUAGCUAGCGGGUCCGGAACCAGUCGACUUCAGCUCGGAUUUUUGCUCAUUUCGCGGCCCGCAGCGCGGACGGACGGACGGACGGACGGACGGAGGAUGUCGGCCAAAGAGCAGAACAAACUCUCCACCGUCGAUCGACCCAUCAAAGCGGUCCCGUACCCUCCCGGGACCCGCCUCACGGUCAAGGACCUGUACGUGGAUGGGCGGCCCAGCGUGGAGCUGCUGAAGGCCCACCUGGUGAAGGAGGGCCGGCUGGAGGAGGAGGCCGCCCUGAGGAUCAUCAACGAGGGCGCCGGCAUCCUGAGGCAGGAGAAGUGUAUGCUGGAGGUGGAGGCGCCCAUCACAGUGUGCGGUGACGUCCACGGCCAGUUCUUCGACCUGAUGAAGCUGUUCGAGGUGGGAGGUUCUCCCAGCUCCACCAGGUACCUGUUCCUGGGAGACUACGUGGACCGAGGCUACUUCAGCAUCGAGUGUGUACUGUACCUGUGGGCGCUGAAGAUCAACCACCCCAACACCUUGUUCCUGCUCAGAGGCAACCACGAGUGCCGACAUCUCACAGAGUACUUCACCUUCAAACAGGAGUGUAAAAUAAAGUACUCUGAGCGAGUAUACGAUGCCUGCAUGGAGGCGUUCGACUGCCUUCCUCUGGCGGCGCUCCUCAACCAGCAGUUCCUGUGCGUUCAUGGAGGCCUGAGCCCUGAGAUCACCUGCCUGGACGACAUCCGGAAGCUGGACCGGUUCAAGGAGCCUCCAGCCUUCGGGCCGAUGUGCGACCUGCUGUGGUCGGACCCCGGCGAGGACUACGGCUCGGAGAAGACCCAGGAGCACUUCUGCCACAACAGCGUCCGAGGCUGCUCGUACUUCUACAGCUACCCGGCGGUUUGUGACUUCCUGAUGAACAAUAACCUGUUGUCUGUAAUACGAGCACACGAAGCCCAGGACGCCGGGUACCGAAUGUACAGGAAAAGUCAGACGACGGGCUUCCCUUCCUUAAUCACAAUCUUCUCUGCUCCCAACUACCUGGACGUGUACAAUAACAAAGCGGCGGUGCUGAAGUACGAGAACAACGUGAUGAACAUCCGGCAGUUCAACUGCUCCCCCCACCCCUACUGGCUGCCCAACUUCAUGGACGUCUUCACCUGGUCGCUGCCCUUCGUCGGGGAGAAAGUGACGGAGAUGCUGGUGAACGUGCUGAACAUCUGCUCCGAUGACGAGCUCAUGUCUGAAGGCGACGACACCUGUGAGGGCGGAGCUCCGGCUGUGAGGAAGGAGGUGAUCAGAAAUAAGAUCAGAGCGAUCGGCAAGAUGGCUCGCGUCUUCUCUGUGCUCAGGGAGGAGAACGAGAGCGUGCUGCAGCUGAAGGGCCUCACCCCGACAGGAACCCUCCCUCUGGGGGUUCUGUCCGGAGGCCGGCGGACUCUGCAGAGCGGUGAGUGAGCGACUAACCCGAGUCAGCCGACACUAACUGACCCGCCUGCACUAACCAGCGGCACCAGCAAAACCAGCAACACCAGUAACACACAGUCAGGGGAUGUGGGGGUGUGUUCAGAGAGACGCCUGCUGCCCUGCAAACGCCGCUCAGAGCGUGUUGUCAGGACGUGUUCCAUGUGGUUCUGAGCUCUAACGGGACGGUUCUGGGUUCUGGCGCUGAUUGAACUCAUCGGCCGUGUUCUGUAAUCACAGGGUCCGUUGAUCUGGUGGUUGAUUUUUAUUAAACGUUAAUUCUGUGAACAACAAUCGAAAAACAUCCAGGUUAUGGUCACAUGUGAGCAGGAUGACAUCAGCGUGAGGCCCCGCCCCUCUGGUACAGUUCUGGACGUGAUCAGGAAAUACUGGACUUUAUUGAUUAAUGAUGAAUUCACCGAUCAUCAUUGUACUGGUGGUGUUUGUCUUCACUUCUGUUGGUUUAAGGAUCAUGUCUGGAUAUUUCAUUCUGAUGUUUUUUACCUUUUCUAUGUAUGACAUCAUUAAAUGAACAGUUUCUAAGGAUCCUGAUUGGCUGAGGAAACCAGAGAAACCCUGAACUAUUUUAAACUGCGUUCAAAAUCCCCGUUUAGACGAAACAGGAAGUCGGCUCCGGUCCUCCAGCUGAUUGGCUGAUCGGUGCACUGUCACGUUAAAAGGCUCUGCUCAGGGUUGGUGAAGCAUGCUGG
Messenger RNA from Stegastes partitus (bicolor damselfish), 2527 nucleotides. Its product is annotated as serine/threonine-protein phosphatase 2B catalytic subunit gamma isoform-like. Gene Ontology annotation, biological process: calcineurin-mediated signaling. The record is from RefSeq and is a predicted model, not a curated record. Bases 471 to 1811 code for a protein of 446 amino acids. The transcript has 12 exons. NCBI's taxonomy places the organism in Eukaryota, Metazoa, Chordata, Actinopteri, Pomacentridae. Gene Ontology annotation, molecular function: calmodulin-dependent protein phosphatase activity.